AAGCAGGAGAGGAAAGUCUUUCAGUCUUUCUAGUUCUACCAACAACAAGUACGAACCAAUACUAAUAAUAAUAUUAUUAUUAUUCUCACGGGUAAAUAAAUAAAUAAAAUGGUGCGUGCAUAGUAAUAGGCUAAUAGGGUAGUAGUUUCUUCAUGUUGGGUAGUUGGAACUCCUUAAGCAGCUUCAGAGUCUGAGAAGUGAGAAGCGGAAGAAGAAGCGAUGCGUUUUUGCCCGUGUUUUGGAUCCGAGGAGGCCAAGGGGGUGGCGGAUCGCGACCCGGUCCUGCUGGUUUCGGGCAUGGGCGGCUCCAUUGUCAAUUCCAAGCCCAAGAAAUUCGGGUUCACCACUCGGGUUUGGGUCAGACUCCUCCUCGCUGACGUCGAGUUCCGAAACAAGAUUUGGUCCCUUUACAAUCCCCAAACAGGUUACACUGAAACGUUGGACAAGAAGUCUGAAAUUGUGGUCCCUGACGAUGAUCACGGCCUCUAUGCGAUCGAUAUUUUGGAUCCAUCAUGGUUUACCAAGUGUAUACAUUUGACGGAGGUGUAUCAUUUUCAUGACAUGAUUGACAUGCUUGUUGGAUGUGGUUACAACAAGGGAACCACACUCUUUGGAUACGGAUAUGAUUUCAGGCAAAGCAAUAGGAUUGGCAAGGUAAUGGAAGGUCUUAAAAGCAAGUUGGAAACUGCUCACAAAGCUUCUGGGGGAAGAAAAGUCAAUUUGAUUUCCCAUUCCAUGGGAGGAAUCAUGAUAUCGUGUUUCAUGUCGCUUUAUAGAGAUGUGUUUACGAAAUAUGUGAAUAAGUGGAUUUGCUUGGCUUGCCCUUUCCAAGGAGCCCCAGGGUGCAUCAAUGAUUCUUUAUUAACUGGAUUAGAGUUUGUUGAUGGCUUUCAAAGCUAUUUUUUUGUGAAAAGGUGGACUAUGCAUCAAUUGCUAGUGGAGUGUCCAUCAAUCUAUGAGAUGUUGGCAAAUCCAUAUUAUGAAUGGAAAAAGCAACCAGAAAUUCUAGUUUGGCGAAAGCAUACCAAGGAUGGGGACAAUAACAUCAAUUUGGAAUCUUAUGGACCAACCCAGAGUAUCUCUUUAUUUGAAGAAGCACUGAGGGACAAUGAGGUAAAUUAUAAAGGGAAAACGAUAUCACUGCCUUUUAACUUUGAUAUCCUUGACUGGGCUGUUGAAACACGUCAACUUAUAGCUAAUGCUAAACUGCCAGAUGGAGUCUGUUUCUAUAACAUUUAUGGGACAUCAUUGGACACACCUUUUGAUGUUUGUUAUGGUUCGGAAAACUCUCCAAUAGAGGACUUAUCUGAAAUAUGCCACACAAUGCCACUAUAUUCUUACGUCGAUGGAGAUGGAACGGUUCCUUCUGAAUCUGCCAAGGGUGAUGGACUUGAAGCCACUGAAAGGGUGGGAGUUGCUGCUUCUCACCGUGGAAUAUUACGAGAUGAAACAGUGUUUCAACAUAUUCAAAAAUGGUUGGGUGUUGAGCCAAUGGUUGGCAAGCAUUCUAAAACAUCAAAAGUGGCAGAUGCUCAGCCUAUGGUUCUAUGAACUUGUUAUUUUCGUUCCUCAUUGACCAAAAGAGAAUAUUAUUCCAUGCUUUUCUUUUUCUUCUUUUUUUAAGAGAAAAAGAAAACAAGCUUAGAAAGACCUUAGAUAACAUUGUUUGUGCAAUAAACAAUUUGGCGUAUGUUCAGGUAAUCUAAAUUACCUGGGUGUAAUGUAAUUUCAUUAUGCUCCAAUAUUAUAGACUUUUCAUUGGGCCGUGUACUAUAUUUGGUGGUCAAAAAGCAAUUGCAUCUUUCGCUUGUCCGGCC
Messenger RNA from Glycine soja, 1817 nucleotides. RefSeq names its product phospholipase A(1) LCAT3. The record is from RefSeq and is a predicted model, not a curated record. Bases 220 to 1551 code for a protein of 443 amino acids. The transcript is spliced from 11 exons. Lineage: Eukaryota; Viridiplantae; Streptophyta; Magnoliopsida; Fabales; Fabaceae. Gene Ontology annotation, biological process: lipid metabolic process.